This is a messenger RNA of Dermacentor silvarum, 6704 nucleotides long. RefSeq lists its product as uncharacterized. The record is from RefSeq and is a predicted model, not a curated record. Lineage: Eukaryota; Metazoa; Arthropoda; Arachnida; Ixodida; Ixodidae. The coding region runs from base 1363 to 2307 and encodes 314 amino acids. The transcript is spliced from 5 exons.
ACUGUGUGAGUCAUCCAUGAUAAGUGAAGUGAGGGCUCCAUGACACUCGUACAGAUUGUGCCUUGGGUUUUGGUGAUGCUGUAAUAAAAACUAAGAUGAGUUACAGUCCAUAAAUGUCAAUUCUUAGCUUUCCUUCCCUUAAAGCCCAGGUGCCACUGUGAGUUGUGAAACCAAAGUCAAGUUAGGAUCUAGUAUCUGCAACUGCAAUAUGAAGUAGUGUUUGCUUAUUCUGAUGUACAGUCACUUCUUUCCAUGAAAGGCAGCUGGUUAAUACUUAUAAAGGCCAUCAGCUAUUUCAGUGUCUUGACUUGCAUGCCCAAAACUCAGACAUUUAUUGUUCAUGUGAACAUGGGCAUGUUUUUGCUCCAUAUCUCAUAGUUUCCAGCAAUAAUACCACUGGGUGCUUUUACCAUUAUCAAGAAUUAUGGAAAUUGCAGAUGGUGGCUUCAUAAAUGUAAUCAACCUACCUCAAACCUUUAUGUGUAUUAUAUAGCAUAAUCUACAUCAUUAUGAUUGCCAUAUUGACAUUGAUAAUUAUCUACAUCUUGUAUUUAGAACAUUUCUAAUUCGCAAAAGUUAAAUUUGCAUGAAAGGUUAUGAAUUUAUGCAUAUAAGUCACAUUGUUACAGUUAUUAAUAAAUUAAUUCAAUUUACAGUGAAAUUCACAUUAAGUAAUGAUUUCAUUUUCUGAAAGAAAUGUAUCAAAUUGUUUACCACAAUUGAGUGCAGCUUACUCGCAUUCGUUAUGUGGUUUGGAAAGGAUUGAAGCCUUUAGCAGUGUAGGCAGAUGAUAAUAAGCUUGUUAUAACAUGUAUUACUUGAAGAUGAUAGAACAAUUUUAUGGCACACAAUUACUUUUUGCUUUACCGUGAACUGACAUUGUUGGCAUUUACCUGACAAUGCUUACAGAUGCCUUUUAGUAUUAUGAGUGUCAUAGUGCCACUGAUAGUGGCGCCAUAGCAGAGUUAAUCGAACCAAGUCAAGAACACAUAGAGAGUGGCAUGUAUAAAUAAUUCUUAGUGAUAUAAUGAAAGGUGCAAGCCAUUUUAUUUUGAAUAUAGUUUGUAAUGAACUACUUGCACAACUUUUUCAACACAGAUGGGAAAAUGCUGCACAAUUACCACAUGCCCUUUCUCUGUGGCCAAAUAGAUGUAUGUCAUGUUGCGUAUGCCUUAAAAUAAAGUAGUGGUGGCAAUACAGGGGUAAUGUAAAAGUGCACACAUACUGAGAUUUUCAGAGCACUAUGUGGUCAAUAUUAAAGUGAGGCCUUCCACUGUGGUGUUUCUCCAAGGAGGCACUGUAGUCCAGGAGUAGCUUUGGUUUAUUACAUGUAGUGUUUGUUUUUGCUCUUAGCCUUUAUAAAUGUGUAGUUGCUGGGUUGCAGUAAAUUAUGUGUACUUAUUUUUCCCAAAAAUACCUACUGUACUAUGGCCAUGGGAACUUGCACUAAUUGUUGACACAGAAUAUGUACUGCUUUCAAAAGCUGCAGUGCGUGCAAGAAUGGAUAAGGCAGCAUCAUUUCCUUUGCCUCUAAACUACAUCCGACAAGAGUACAGCAAUUACGUCUCUUGGAUGGCAUGGCUUUCUCAGGAACAAGUUCUGGAACUGGGUUGUGGUCCUGGCCUGAUAAGCCGACAAGUGCUACAGCCCUUGUGCGAGGCCCAUUUUGCCCGCCUUCUUGCAGUUGACAGAGCUUCAGAGGCCGUUCUGUAUGCUCAGCAGCAUUCUCACCACAGGGACAUCACAUACCGCCAUGUUCCUGAUCUCCACACCAGUGUGCCAGUAGAGCUGCAAGGGGCAUUCAGCAAGCUCUUCCACUAUGGUGGAGCUUUGCCAUGCAGUGAAGUCAGUGGACUACGCCAAGCAUCAUUACUACUGGACAUUCAAGGCUGCUGUGUUCUGCUCCUACCCGUGCGCUGUUGUCUCUUUGACGUGCUCGAGCAGCUUUCGAGCAGUCCACGCUGGAAGGCCUACAUGCGAGAUGCAAUGCGUCUGGUACCACCUCAGAGCCACUGGCAGGAACCUGUGGAGAUGUUUAGAAAAGAAGCAGAGCAAGCUGGCAUGGAAGUGAAAAAUGUUAAGCUUGACACCACAGAGGUUACCUUUAACAGCAGUAGCCAAUUUCAAGAGUUCCUGAGCUGGGCCAUCCCAUUCGUAGCACGCAUCCCAAUGGAAAACAGGCAGGCGUUCUUGGAUGAAGCAUUGGCUCUGAGUUUUGAGCAAGGUGUGCAAAUCACAUCGGGUGGCAAGCUCCAGCUUUCAAUCACACUCCUGAGUACCCUUUGCACUAAAGUGCGAAACAUUUGAUUUCAAUCAAGUGUGUGUAUUCUGCAAGGAAUGUUGGCUCUCUAAACAUGACACCCAGUUGAUGCUGGGAUCCUGGCGAUAUUGUGCCAAGUACAGAAGGGAGACUACACAUUUUGUGCCACUGUAAGCAACCCUUAUGUUGCAUAUUUCUCAGCUCACUAAAACUGGAAGUGUGAGUCAAAUAUGCAGGUAAUCGAAAGCCAAGCAACCACAUUUUCUUUAGUCCUAUAAUUGCCUAAUAUUGUACCGUGCAAACCCUCUGUAAGCUCACUGUACCUGUGUUUCGUGCUGUACGAUGAUGACAAGUUUGUCUGUCCCAAGUGCUAUGCAAAAAGCCAUUUAUAUUGCCAGUAUCUUAUUUUAAAACUGUUUCGAGUUUAUUUUUAUGCGAUUGUACACUUUCUUUGGUUAGAUAAUAGUUGGUUUCUCUUCUCAUUUAAUGUGACUGUGUACCAAAGCCCUAAUUGAUGCACAUACUUUUUUUGGUUAAAUAAGCAUGUUAUUUCAAGCUUAGUAUGUUGAAAAUCAGUCUAUUCAAACAAUAUGAAAUUGCCAAGAGGUACAGAUUAUAAAUACUACCAAUUGAGCUCAAGGUUUUUAGAGGGACUUUUUGUACAAGUUGUGGUGUCCAUACCACCAAGGCUCCAGGCUCAGCUCCUGCAGCUCAUGUGGAGAAGACACAAAAAGCAGUAUGAAUGAAAAAGCAGCAGCACGGCAGAACUUGGGAGGUCAGCACCAAGAGGGGGUAAAAGAUUGGGAAUGGUACAUACAGGGUGUUUCAGCGAACACUUUCAAAAUUUAUUUAAGGUUGCCUGUGGUAGAUAGCGCAAUUCUAGUUAAAGAGCUGGUCUACUCGAAGAGGCGAACAUUAUUAAAAACAAUUGAAAUGCAUAAUCGACUAAUUAAGUUUUUAACAAAUUACCUGAUAUUGCAAUUUACAAAUUGUAGCCGUGGAGUUGGCAAGGCGGAUCCACUUGGAAUUAAUUCUCAGGAUGACACCAGUUUCGAAAUAUUAAUUCCCGAGCUUUGCGGAGAAAUGCAUUGGCGUUCCAGUUAAUUUUGUGCUUCAAUACAUAAAGCGACGUUUUGUUAAGAAACUAACUGGAACGCCAAUGCAUUUCUCUGCAAAGUUAGAGAAUUAAUAUCUCGAAACUGGUGUCAUCCUGAGAAUUCAUUCCAAGUGGAUCCGCCUUGCGAACUCCAAGGCUACAAUUUGUAAAUUGCAAUAUGGGCCAUCAGGUAAUUAGUUAAAAACUUAAUUAGUGAAUUUUUGUUAAUCAUUCGAUUAUGCAUUUCAAUUUCUUGCGCAAGUAAUGUCCCCUCUUCGAGUAGACCAGCUCAUGAACUAGAAUUGUGCUAUCUGCCACAGGCAACCUUAACGAAUUUUUGAAAGUGUUCGCUGAAACACCCUGUAUAUGUGUUGGUGUAACCUAUUGUGAGCUGUUGACAGUAUCUCUACAGUAAAGGCACGCUGGCCUGGACUUGAACCUUUACUGAAAAUUGGACUAAGGAAACUGACACAAUAGUUUGCAUACAAAGACAAUAUAAACCAUGGUCUACAGCAUAUAUUGCAGAUUCAGAUAGUCUCUAAGUGUCCACUUCCAAGCAUCGGUGCUGACUAUUACCACACCUCAAGGUGUUCAAAGUAAAUAAAUUACCUGUCUGAAAUUUGCAUAAAAGAAAGUUUUAUUCCUAACAUCAAACUGAUUUUUACUGUCAUGACAAGAUCAAAUGAAGGGAGAUGACUGUAGAGUGUAUGAAGUAGAACUAUUAUAAUGUAGUGGGCAGAGAAACAGAAAGCAAAAAAAAAAAAAAAGGGUUUGGUAGGGAUGCCAUAAACUGAAAACUCAGUUGAUUAAAAAUUUUGUCAUCUGUAGUAGGCCGUUCCUUUUUCCAUUUCGCAGUAAUACGUUUCAUAGUGUACAGGUACAUAGUGUACAUAUUGUAAUAAAAUAAAGGCCAACUAGCCAUUCCCAGCAAUAGCCUGCUGGCUGGCCUUUGCAUUAUUGUGAUAGGGUGUACCUUAUGCGUCUCACCAUUGGUUAUAUUAAGCCACAUAAAGCCUGUGCCUUUGUGAAACAGCACUGAAACCAUGACAUUAGGAAACAGGUGAUUCACAUCAUGCAGUUUGUGCCAGAAAUUCAUAACAAUAUGUAACCAUUGUCAAUCAGUCCUGUUUUCUUCUUUGUCCCAACACUGUUUCCCACAGUCAUUGAUCACUUUUUAAAAAACUCUUGUGACCUAGUGGAGGCUCAUUUAUGUUUGGGCGCAGCAUUAAAUUUCAAUGCUGUAAUAAUAUGUGUGCUAUCAUCAUAGCAAAUAUCUUAAAUUUUUACGAAGUACAGUAGCACUUUUACAUUCGUAACGUAAUAUGUUGCAGCUCAAGUUUACCCUCCCAAUAAAAAUUAUGUUUUGAAUCUUAUAUAUCACAGUCUUAUAUAUUGAAUUGCUGCCUUUCUUGAGCAUAUAUCACCAGAAAUCCCACAUAAAAGUAUGGAAACAUUGUAGUUGUGUAUCAAAGUGCCACUGGUGCACAUUUGAUAUAUCAAACCAUGUCUCUUUUUGGCAGGCUGCCCGUGAGUACCUGUGUUGCUGCCACCAUGAUCAGUUUUGACAGGUGAAGGCUAACUUAAAAUGUCAGUGCAGCUACUGUGUCCAUAUCAUCUUGAGCUGCUGCUCAUGCAGCUCUAGCCACAUGAGGCCUCAUAGCACCUAAUAAAGGGUUGGAGAGCACAAAAACAAGUAUGGACAGAUAUAUCGAUGGCAGGUGCUUUGGACCAGGUGACUGGCCCAUGUGUACACAAUGUUUAUGCACUUCACUUGUGGCACUGCUUUAUUAAGGCCACUUUUACCAGCUAACAUACACCUGUGAUGUGUAGAUCAAAUUCCCCUAUCGGAGGUGAAUAAGUAUUUAUGUUAACACAUAAUCUUGACAGCAAAUUUCGGUACAUCAGGCUAUUUUGCGCUCCUCCCUAAUACGUUCAGGUUUGACUUAGCACUAUUCCUGCAAUCACAAUGACGAUGAUGUAGCUUGCACCUACAAUGCUGAAUCUGCUGGUUACCAUAGUCUAGUCAGGGUUAUCUCAUUAAAUUCUGAUGCCAAAUACUUAACAGGAGAGGCAUUCUUGAAGCCUACAAAAGUAUUUUUCUGGAAAAGCAGUCCUCACCACUUUCAUAGCUUCUACCAUUUGAACCACUUUGUAGUUUACAAUAGUUCAAAAUGCAUGUUUCAUCAGUACUUUAUGCAUAGAUGCAUUCUGCAGAAACUAUGCUCCUUAAAGUUUAAGUAUCUCAUAUGCAAGUUUGCACUUUGAAGCAUUGGUAUUUUGGCUAUGAUUUGAGCAUUUUCAUAGCCCUGUGAUGCAUGAAAAGGUGCAACAAUAUGCGGACUAAGUCGCAUGUUUGCCCAGCUGUUUAUUCAUGAACUCUAAUUUUCAAGAGCUGCGAAAAUGAGACAUAACACUGUACAAAGAUGCAAUUUUAUCAAGGUUCCGUCAAAGCCAUAUAUUCUUGUAAAGAGGGGUCUUUUUCUAUGAUUGUCUGCUUCAUUAAAUUUCAAGGCUUAUUUUGCCAGACAAUCUUUUUCUUGUUUCUGCGGUUCCACAACCAAACCUGUAAGUUUCUGCCUAAAAAGCACGCUUCACUUAAUCACAUUUGCUUUUAUAGGCUAAGGAUACUGUAGCAGCAUCAGUCACUUUUUCAUAACAUCUGUCUGUCUUAAUAUUGUGUAUAGUGCAUUGUACACAUUUAUAAGCACUGUAUAAUAGGGCAUUUUAGUGUGUGUGCAGCUACAGUGAAACUCAAAGGUGGUUGUCACAAUGGAAUCUGUUUCUUCUCAGUUAUUGAGUGCAAUCUAUGUGCUUUCUUGUUCAAAUAUUGUUGUUUUUAUUAAAUAUAUGACUUGCCUACUACCAAAAUCUUAAGUAACUUGUCUAUUGCAAGUUAAUGCUAUAGGUUAGCAGUAGCUUUUAUCACCAUGUUUGUAUGGUUGACUAACAGCAAACCUUGUCAUUGCAAAUGCUCUGUCCUUGUAUCUUGUCCGCUUCCUUAUGAACACAAUGUGUGUGAGAGAUGCUGUUGCAGAUAUACAUUUUUCUUUUACACAAAGCAGUUUGUCACAAGAGUGUGAUAUUGUAAUGAAUAUACAAUGUAACAGUGGCUACAUCUGACUGAGUUUGCACCUGGAUCUUUGUUCAGAAGUGUUUGACAUGUGCAUAAUUAUUUUAAAAGACACAUACAUUUUUAAAUACAUGUACACAGACAUGAGAGGGACAAAAAGAACAGCAGAAACACCGUUUUUUAUGUGUCUAUAUGCCUGCUUUUAAGAUCAUUAUUUCUUACCACCUUGCUAAGUUUUCUGUUGCUUUUGGAGUGGAAUAAAGCUGCUUUGAAAAGUU